CUCUACGUAUUUCCGCGCCUAAUAAUAAGUUGAUCAGCUAUAUAUAUAAAGCGCUAAAACCAACGAUUUUUCUUAUUCUCUCAUCACUCUUGAAAACAGAGAAACUAAUAUCUAGCUUUCUAAAUUCUCACUCUCAAAAAUCUACGAAACCAUCUUCUUCUUUUGAAAUUCGUUGAACCUUUUUCUUUCUAAAAUGCCGGAGAUGUAUUCACUCAAGUAACUUUGUUGCGUAAUUUCGCUAAUAGAAAUUCAAAAUUAAUGGAAUAUACUAUAUUUGAUUUUUGCGACUUUUCCAUUUUCAAAGCAGAUCUGAAGAUCAGAAUCAGCAGUUGCAGCUCAUUGAAAGGGAAGAAAUCGAAGAUGAGGAGGACUUGUUUGAAGCAAUCGAUAAACUGAUUUCACAUGGAAUCAAUGCUGGAGAUGUCAAGAAGCUUCAAGAUGCUGGAAUAUACACUUGCAAUGGCUUGAUGAUGCACACAAAGAAGAGUUUGACUGGAAUUAAAGGAUUGUCUGAGGCUAAAGUUGAUAAAAUAUGUGAAGCAGCUGAGAAGAUUGUGAAUUUCGGUUACAUGACUGGAAGUGAUGCUCUUCUUCGAAGAAAUGCUGUGAUCCGCAUUACUACUGGAAGCCAGGCAUUAGAUGAGCUAUUAGGAGGUGGGAUUGAAACAUCGUCAAUUACUGAAACAUUUGGAGAAUUUCGCUCUGGAAAAACUCAGCUAGCUCAUACUCUAUGUGUCACGACGCAGCUUCCAACUAGCAUGAAAGGAGGAAAUGGGAAGGUUGCCUACAUCGACACGGAAGGAACAUUCCGACCUGAUCGUAUUGUACCGAUUGCUGAAAAGUUUGGCAUGGAUGCUGCAGCGGUCUUGGACAAUAUCAUAUAUGCACGUGCAUACACAUAUGAGCAUCAGCACAACCUCCUCCUUGGGCUGGCAGCAAAAAUGGCCGAAGAACCCUUCCGUCUACUGAUAGUAGAUUCUGUGAUAGCUCUAUUUCGAGUGGAUUUUUCUGGAAGGGGAGAGCUUGCAGAGAGACAGCAAAAACUUGCUCAGAUGCUGUCCCGUUUGAUAAAGAUUGCUGAAGAGUUCAAUGUUGCUGUCUAUCUCACUAAUCAAGUUAUAUCCGACCCAGCCGGAGGAGUUUUUGUUACGGACCCAAAGAAACCAGCAGGAGGACAUGUACUUGCUCAUGCAUCAACAAUAAGGUUAAUGUUCAGGAAGGGCAAAGGUGAACAGCGUAUCUGCAAGGUGUUUGAUGCUCCAAAUCUGCCAGAGGCUGAAGCUAUAUCCUUAUUUUCCUUUGUCAUUGCUUAUCUGCAACAUUUAAUUUGCUCGGACUGUACUUUUGGCAUGUUUUCUUCUUGACACUAAAACGUAUUUCAGAUAACGCCAGGAGGAAUUGCAGAUGCUAAGGAUUGAAUUACGCUCGCAAUCAAAUUAAUUGACCAAUACUGAUCAAGUACAAGUACCGGACGAUUAACAACUGCAGUUAGCUUUAUUUCCUAUUGUUUUAAAAAAUCAUUUAGCAUACAGCUUUAUGCAACUAUUCUAUACCUAUUAACAUAAAUGUGUAAACCAUUAGGCUUGGUUUACUAUAAUCACGAUGUACGUGCUCAGAAAGGCUCUCAUCGCUGGUAUAUGUAAGUAUAAUCAUAUCUGAGGUUAUAGCCUUAGGUGAUUUUUUUGUAAGUUUCAAAGCAGAGGGCACUGUAAGUCUGUAACAGUCAAUUCCGGGCCUAUGCUACAAUGAGGAGCUUUAAAAUUAGAUAGCAAAUUAAUGGA
Messenger RNA from Amaranthus tricolor (Joseph's coat), 1781 nucleotides. Its product is annotated as meiotic recombination protein DMC1 homolog. Gene Ontology annotation, biological process: DNA recombinase assembly; reciprocal meiotic recombination; DNA strand invasion. NCBI's taxonomy places the organism in Eukaryota, Viridiplantae, Streptophyta, Magnoliopsida, Caryophyllales, Amaranthaceae. The coding region runs from base 468 to 1364 and encodes 298 amino acids. The record is from RefSeq and is a predicted model, not a curated record. The transcript has 13 exons. Gene Ontology annotation, molecular function: double-stranded DNA binding; ATP binding; single-stranded DNA binding. Gene Ontology annotation, cellular component: condensed nuclear chromosome; nucleus.